AUGUUUCGUUAUUUAUUGGAAUUUUCAUAUAUUGGAACAGGAUUUCGAGGAAUCCAAAAAACCAUAAUAAAAUCGGAUCCAUCAUUUGUGGACUUGAAAUCGGUGCAAGGAUGUUUAGAUGUGGCGCUGCAAGUAUUUCGUCCGGUUAAUGAAAUCCAAACUGUGAUAUCAAGUAGAACCGAUGCUGGGGUACAUGCCUUGCAUUCAACACUGCAUGUAGAUUUACAACGUGCGGAUGGUAGCCCAUACAUUGAGGAGACAAUAACAGGGGUACUGAAUCGCACCUUAUAUAAACAAGGUCUACCAAUUCGAUUAAUAAAUACACGCAUUGUACCAGAUACGUUUCAUUGCCGUUACAGUGCUUUGGGCCGCACCUAUUUGUAUCGCAUUGCUGUGGCCAAAAAUGGCAUAAAGGAUUUGGAUUGUCAAAAUAAACAUUUUGAAUCAUUCAUACCCGUUGAGGAAUUGGAUCGCUGCCACUUUUUGCAGUAAGUUCGAUAAUUUUAUAGUACAUAUGGUUUAUAGGCCCGGGUACACGAUGAAAAUCAAUAAUUCAUAAAAUUGAAGAAAAAUACAAAAACAUUUAAAAGUGCAAGCAAGCGUCAGAAGAGUACAUCACGAGAUCAUCCUAUGUUCACCGUGCGUCGUAUCGAUGAAAUUAAUAUCAAACCUGGAAAACCUGCCUGUACUGGCGUCAAUGCGCAAUUAGCUGAAGAAUUAUACGAUUAUUGGGAUAUUGAAGUUAAAGGCAAAUCAUUUCUGUAUAAACAAGUACGGCGUAUUGUGGGUACCCUCAUCGCAUUGGCCACAAAUCGUAUUAAUGAAAAAUGCAUUUAUGAAAUGUUGACAAUACCCUCAAAACACACCUGGGAUCCUAGAUUACAAAUAGCGCCAGCAUAUGGUUUAUAUUUGGCCCGGGUACAUUAUAAUGAGGAUGAUAUGAAAAUCAAUAAUACAUCAUAA
Molecule: messenger RNA, 963 nt
Organism: Musca vetustissima
Lineage: Eukaryota; Metazoa; Arthropoda; Insecta; Diptera; Muscidae
Product: tRNA pseudouridine synthase-like 1
Biological process (GO): tRNA pseudouridine synthesis
Molecular function (GO): pseudouridine synthase activity; RNA binding
Source: RefSeq, a predicted model, not a curated record